AGUGUCCCGCAGACAGCACAGUUAUUCUGAGAAGAACUUCUGAAGGACAGAGAGUCUGGAAAAAAGUAACAAAGCAACAGAUUGCUACUUAAAUGAGCAUGCCAGCUAAAAAAAAUAUUUUUCUAGAGAAGAGAAUGGUAAAUCAUUGAGCCUCUUCCUAAACUCCACGCCGUCUUUUUUAUAUGGCACACAAUGAAGGAACAGUACAAAAUCAUUAACAGAAGCCAAAAAUGAAUGAAGCUCACUGGUACUUUUGAUACUGUCCUCCCGUGUUUUUCUGACUGAUAUGGGUGAUGUGAUAACCAGAAAGAAGCCCUAAAAUUAUCUUGAGUAAAAUACUUCCUCUCGACUCCCAUCAUCUCAACUCUACAAACCACUAAAAGAAAUGACCAGUCAACCACCCGAAGAUACUGUGGAGUCCCAGAGCUCAGAUGAGCUUGAGUGCAAGAUCUGUUACAACCGCUAUAACGUGAAACAGAGAAAACCAAAAGUGCUAGAAUGUUGUCACAGGGUAUGUGCCAAAUGCCUUUGCAAGAUCAUAGACUUUGGGGACUCUCCUCAAGGAGUCAUAGUGUGCCCCUUCUGUAGGUUUGAAACUUGUCUGCCAGAUGAUGAGGUCAGUAGUCUUCCCGAUGACAACAACAUCCUCGUGAAUUUGGCUUGUGGGGGAAAGGGGAAGAAGUGCCUCCCAGACAAUCCAACAGAACUGUUGCUGACUCCCAAAAGGCUGGCAUCUCUUGUUAGCCCGUCUCACACUUCCUCCAACUGCCUGGUUAUAACCAUCAUGGAAGUGCAGAGAGAAAGCCCUCAGACUCUGAACUCGACCCCUGUGGUGGAAUUCUACAGGCCCACAAGCUUUGACUCUGUUGCAACUGUGUCGCAUGAUUGGACAGUGUGGAACUGUACAUCCUUACUCUUCCAGACCUCCAUUCGAGUGCUAGUUUGGUUGCUAGGUUUGCUGUACUUUAGUUCCUUGCCUUUAGGGAUCUACUUACUGGUAUCUAAGAAAGUCACCCUUGGAGUCGUUUUUGUCAGCCUUGUUCCUUCGAGCCUUGUUAUUCUCAUGGUUUAUGGUUUUUGCCAAUGCGUAUGCCAUGAGUUUUUGGACUGCAUGUCAUCUUAAUAACAAAUAAGAAAUAAGACAUAUUGCCAUGUUGGUAGCAUAGUUAAUUUAUGCUCUCUUUGUAUUCUUAUUUAUUACUGUAGUCCAUCAUGUUAAAUGGAAGCAGUGGCCACACUCCAUUUUUAAAAAACGCUUCAAUAUUUGUUUUUUUAAUUUGUUCUACUUGUUCAUUCUACUAAGCAAUGGAAAUAAAAUUUACAUGUUAAUUUUUUAAAGGUUAGGCUAAGAGAAGAAAGCAAGAUUACCUAAAUCAGCAGCUGACACUGCUGCCCUUAUUCAUCUAUAUAGUUACUUGUCUUCAGCUAGAUUAGUCAUAUCUGUCAAGGCUGCAGGAUGAGGCCCAGCAGGCCAUUGGCAUAUAAGGCAACAUCCCAGACAAUGUGUAUGUUAUGUUCUGUUUUGUAAUAUCUGUUAUGCCAGUAAGUGAAUUCAAUCUCUUUGUGAAUUAAUAUUGUAAGAAGAGCAUGAUAAGUUUACAGGUCUCACCAGCCUUUUCUGUAGCUUAAGUCUUUGUGGGAGGUAACUGAUUACUAAUUUCCCUUUUCAUUGCUUUAGAGGUAGCAUAAUCCUGGAGGGUAUUGAGAAAUGGAGAGAGAAUCUACAUGUUUUUUCCUCUGGUAGAAACAUAGCCUCUGUACCCUCCCCACCUCAGAGUAUCCCCUCCAACCAUCCAUGAACUCCUCUCUGUGGUUGCAGCCCACCUUAAGAGACAGCCACUUAGGUUUAUGUGCACAUUUAAGUGAGUAACCGUGUGUGGCUGUCUCUUACAAGCAAGUUAUUCCAUGUGCACUCAUUAAGAUCCCCAGCCUCUUGGACUCCCUUUCACAGUCAUAGGUUUUCUGACCACUUCCUAUUUAAACCAUCCCACUUGCUGUGUAUUCCCCGCUGCAGUCACUAUCCCCAGCCCAUUAGUUCCCUCAGCAAAACACCUGAUCAAUCCCAUGCCCUCUAUUAUCCUCCAGUAAUUAGAGAGUUUCCCUUAGUUCCUUUAGCUGGAGGAUGGAGUUCUUUCCAUCCCACCAAGAUAAUCAUGCUGUAAUGCAAAUUUAUGAAGUCAGUUGACAUGGGUAAUUGCUGUCUAUUUCUCCAAUUCAAAGAACGGAUACUGUAAGGACAUACUGUGAUCAGGAUUUCAUUUAGAACUCAAUCCUGCAAGAUGUUGACCACCCUCAGCUGCCUCUGACUCCAGUGGGAAUUGCUGGAGCUUUGUAAUCAAGUAUUUACGCUGAUGUAACUCCACUAACUUCAGAGGAGUUACAGGUGAUUUACCAGCAUAACUGCAAGCAGAAUCAGAUCCUAUAAGGUAUGUUUGUUUUCUGUCAGCUUACACUUGGAAGUAAUGGAAGAUUGCUAUAUAUACAUAUAUCAUUUUAAAAAGGAAUGGUUUUAUAUAUUUAAAAAAGGAAAGGGUAAUGUCAACGUAUAUAAAUAACUAGUUAAGAGCAUACCUAAGUAACUAAGGCUUUGUUUUCCUAUUUGCACAACAGAGCCAAAAACUAACAAGAGCAGUAUCUCAGUCCAAGCCUAGUUUUUGACUACAUGCAAAGUUAAGGUAACAUAGGGAUGAAAGGACGAAGCAGUGCAAAGACCAAAUGUACUGCCUGAUAGGCCUUAUUGCAAAUCUAUGCAAUAAAAUAAUGCAAAGCUGGGAUAACAAAAGGAAAACACACAUGAAUGUGUUGCUAGCCCAGGUGAUGUGAAAUUAAGUCAGUUCAGUUUGAGAAGAUUCAAGUCCCUUUUACUGCCCCAUUCCUAUUAAAGACACAGAAAAAAUUAGACAAUUAAAAUAUAUCACUUUUCUUGACAGCGAGGAAGUUUAUAACAAUACAUGUGUUCAAGAAGUAAGGAUUUAGCAAUUUAUAGUUUGCAGCUAUGUGAUGUUACAGAGCUAACUAAUGAAUGGUUAAAAUAGUCAUUCCAAUAAUUACUUGAUCAUUAACUUUAACAUAUUUUCAAAUUUUUUAGAAUGUGGUAUUACUGAGUUGCUUGUUUUAAUGCUUGUAGUAAAACGUGUGUUGCCAGAUGAGCUGGCAACUCCAGCACAGGUAAACCCUAAGGUGUCACUAAUCUGCAAAUCCAUUAGUUUCAGUAUCUAAACAGAGGCAGAUGGAAGAAAUGUACAAAAAAAUUCUACGUGGUUUUAAAGUACUCAUGCUUGGAAAAGAUGUGUGUGUGGUGUCAGAGAUCCAUCUAUUUGUAGGGUGUUUUUCUGUUCAGUUUGUCUUAAUAUCUCUAAUAAAUGGGUGGCUGACACAGGAAGACAUUUCUGUAAGUGCAUGCCAUCUAUGCAUUACCUCUGUACAAUGUGUCUGCAGUGCUGUGUCUGGUGUCUUUCCCUGUCUGUUCUUUUUUUUUUUUUUUUUAAAUUAGCUUCCAGUUAUCUCAGCUCCAGCAUUGUAUUUAAUACUUUGGUUUAAAACAUAACCAAAUGUCAACUCAAUGACAACGUUAUUUGCAUACCUCUUUACAAAUAAAACACCUUGACCAUAGUGCUUCAGCAUUUAAAGCACUGCCAAAAAGGGUUUAGCAUGGCUUUUAAAUUAUAUUUCUGCAGAAUGUAGAAAUCUGAGUGCUUUCACAUCCAGUUUAACUUACACUAUUAUUUGAGGCCAUAUUAUAAUAUUAGGUGACUCAAAAAAGUGUGACUAUGCAGGAACAUUAAGUAGCUAUUCUGCUACUCAAGUGGAGCACAUUAUUGCACCUGAGGUCUUGCAAUAUUUGCAGUGUGUCAAGUCAGAGCAUCAGCACACUCUACAUCUCAGUUCCUGGAGAAGGUUGGUGGUGCUAUUAGCUUUCGAAUCAAGGUGAAAAGAAUACCAGUUGUUUACUUUUCCUUUAUGCUCUACUUUGUAAUACCUCAGAGACACUGGCAGUUGAAAACACUGAAAAAUACUGGACUAGAUGACCUCAUGUGGUCCCUUCCAGCCCUACUUUCCUAUGAUCCUUCUGGGGACCUAGUUCACUGUAACUACAAUGUCAUUUAUAGUGGAGUAAAUCAAGAGAGACUGCAGAAGCCAAUGAUGUUACACUGCUGUCCCAUCAGUGUAACAAGAAAACAGCAUCAAAGCCCACUUACCAAUUUUAUCUUCCAUAUCACCAAUAUUAAGCUUCCUACAAAUGCUAAUUUCUGCUGGAGCUGCAGUUAACAUGGUUUUUUGUUUACUUUCUGCUGUGUACAGUAUAUUUGUCAACACCCUGCUGAUAUUAAACUUUGUUAGCUACUGAAGCACA
This is a messenger RNA of Gavialis gangeticus (Gharial), 4354 nucleotides long. It is a transcript of the gene RNF182, whose product is annotated as ring finger protein 182. NCBI's taxonomy places the organism in Eukaryota, Metazoa, Chordata, Crocodylia, Gavialidae. The record is from RefSeq and is a predicted model, not a curated record. The transcript has 2 exons. The coding region runs from base 386 to 1123 and encodes 245 amino acids.